AUGGAUCUAUCCUAUCUAUAUGUGCUGUCCGUCUGCAGGGGUGCAAACGUCCCCGUCCCCCUCCUGCCUUAUUGGGACGAUUCUCAUGUAAGCGUCCCCCCGUCCCCCUUCGCACGGUCCUUUUUUGGGGCCUCCGCCCUUCUUUCGAUCGAAAUCCGUGCUUUCUCCGUCGUGGGAGCGUCCCCGUCCCUUUAUGGCCGUCCCCCUCCCUUUAUGGCCGUCCCCCUUGCCGUCACCUCUUCUGCAUUUGCAUCCGUCCCCCCCCCUUAUGCAACCGUCCCCGUCCCUUUAUGGCCGUCCCCGUCCCUUUAUGGCCGUCCCCGUCCCUUUAUGGCCGUCCCCCUUUCCUUCAUGGCCGUCCCCGUCCCUUUAUGGCCGUCCCCCCUUGCCGUCACCUCUUCCACAUUCAUGUCCGUCCCCCCCUGUCAUGCGAGAUGGGCCGCGUUCUUACCGUUCUUACCCCGGUUUCAUCGUAUGACUCGACCUCAUCUUCGUCUCAUCACUGUGCAGCAACAUAUAGAGUCACUGGCAUCAGGCAUCAAGGGCAUCCAACAUCGCACUGAUGUCGCUUAUUUUGCAUGCCUAAACCUUGUGAUACAGCUGCAAUGCCUGCUCACCCCUCAUUUUCUGUAUUUACCUGGUAAUAAUUACAUAGGUGUAUUGCUACAUACUCUACGGGCAUAA
Molecule: messenger RNA, 684 nt
Organism: Suillus paluster
Lineage: Eukaryota; Fungi; Basidiomycota; Agaricomycetes; Boletales; Suillaceae
Exons: 1
Coding region: 1-684 (227 amino acids)
Source: RefSeq, a predicted model, not a curated record